This is a messenger RNA of Contarinia nasturtii (swede midge), 2632 nucleotides long. It is a transcript of the gene P58IPK, whose product is annotated as dnaJ homolog subfamily C member 3. NCBI's taxonomy places the organism in Eukaryota, Metazoa, Arthropoda, Insecta, Diptera, Cecidomyiidae. Gene Ontology annotation, molecular function: protein-folding chaperone binding; misfolded protein binding. Gene Ontology annotation, cellular component: endoplasmic reticulum. The record is from RefSeq and is a predicted model, not a curated record. The transcript has 4 exons. The coding region runs from base 618 to 2114 and encodes 498 amino acids. Gene Ontology annotation, biological process: protein folding in endoplasmic reticulum.
UUUUCAUUUUAAACUCUUUUUUUCUGUCACCUUCUGUGUGUCUUUGUUGUUGUUGUUGUCGUCGUCGUCAAAUAAAUAUUUCGUCAAUGUGAAAAUGAAUUAUCAGUAAUAAAUAAACGAUUAGUUGGGUGAAGUGGCAUUGUAGUAGACAUAUAGUUGAAUCGUAUAAACUUCUUUUUUUCCGCUCGACUUGAGAAUUAAAUGUGAAAAUUACAAGUGUUACAAAUUACAAAAGUUAAAUUUUACGGAAAUUAAUAGAAAAAUCAGAAUUCGGGUCCAAGGAGAGAAACAUUUUAUUGAAUUUUAGAAAGAGGAUAGAAUAAAACGGAACAUCAUUCAAAUAUCUAUAAAUAAAAACGUGCCGAUAACCGAGCAGAGAAAUAGAUAGACAGAGAAAGAAGAAGAAGAAGAAGUGAAUCGGUGUCCACCUGGCGUUUGUUGCCCACGAUCGAAAGUGAAUUUUAAUUAAAAACAAUUCGCGCACAUACAAAAAAGGAAUAUUGAACAUAUUUACAUAUUGUGACCUCCCCCGUUCACAACUUCAUAGCUGCAUUUCAUUAGCCAUAAAUAUAUAGAAGAAACAAAUUUUUUGUUGCUGUUUUCAAAAUUAAUACAAAAUGAGUCUGAACGCAUUCGAUAUGAACGUACAAUCGUUGACCGACAAACGAUUAACCGCUUGUCUAUUGUUGUUAAUUCUAGAGCUCUUUUUCGACGGAGCUGAAACAGCGGCGUCACAACAAGAGGUCGAUCGUCAUUUAGAAUUAGGAAAACAAUUUUUAGUCAAUGGUCAAUUAAGCGAUGCGUUAACACAUUAUCAUGCAGCUGUUGAGGGUGAUCCGCACAAUUAUUUGAUAUAUUAUCAACGUGGUACGGUUUAUUUGGCAUUGGGAAAGGCAAAAUUUGCAUUGAACGAUUUAACAAAAGUGCUUGAAUUGAAGCCCGAUUUUUUGGCUGCACGAUUCCAACGGGGCACUGUACAUAUGAAAGUCGGUGAUUAUGCGAGUGCCGAACGUGAUUUCUACGAUGUACUACAAUUGGAUCCAUACCAUCAAGAUGCAAAUUAUUGGUAUAGCCGUGUACAACCGUCACGUGAACAAUACGUGUACAUUUUGGAAUCGAUUCAAUACAAUAAUCAUCCGAAUGCCAUACAAUUGAUGACACAAUUGCUUGAAGUAUCGCCAUGGUCAAAGGAGUUGCGUGAAAUGAGAGCCGACAGUCAUAUUGCCGUUGGUGAUAUUUUAUCGGCUGUAUCCGAUUUACGUUCGGUAAAUCGUUUAACACAAGACAGUACCGAAGGAUAUUACAAAUUAUCACAUUUAUUAUAUCAAAUUGGUCAUGCAAGCGAUGCAUUAAAAGAGGUUCGUGAAUGUUUAAAAUUGGAUCCAGAGCACAAAGAUUGCUUCCCAUUUUAUAAGAAAAUUAAAAAAGUGGAAAAAGCAUUAGUUGACGCACAUCAAUCACUUGAAAGUGGUGAAUAUGAAGAUUGUAUCGAUGCCACGAAAAAAGCACUUAAACUUGAAACCGAAAUUCCAAUGAUCAUUUUCAAUGCCAAGCAAUUAUCGUGUACGUGUCAUGUUAAAGGUGAAAAAUAUAGCGAUGCCAUUGGACAAUGCCGUGAAGCUCUUGAAUUGCAAAAGGAUCCGAGUGUACUGUGUGACCGAGCCGAAGCAUACAUGGAAACCGACAUGUUCGAUGAUGCCAUUCACGAUUACCAAAGUGCACUUGAAAUGGAUGAACAUUUGCAGCGGGCCAAAGAGGGUUUGGAGAAAGCAAAAGCACGGCAAAAACAAGCCGAACGUCGUGAUUAUUAUAAAAUAUUGGGCGUGUCAAGAAAGGCAACCAAACGCGAAAUUGUCAAAGCCUAUCGAAAGGCCGCACAAAAAUGGCAUCCAGACGCGUAUCAAGGCGAUGCGAAAAAAGUCGCCGAAAAGAAAUUCAUUGAUGUUGCGGCCGCCAAAGAAGUGCUUACCGAUGAUAAAAAACGAGAACAAUUCGAUAACGGUGAAGAUCCACUCGACCCAGAGGCUGGACAAGGAGGAUUCCGUGGACAAAAUCCAUUCAAUCAACAUUUCUACCAUGGAUCACCGUUCCAAUUUAAAUUUCACUUUAACUGAGAACAUAUAUAUAUACACACACUCCUCCUCAUUUUCUUGUGAUCUACAUGACAAUGUCUUCAAUUUUACGGCUUCAAUCGUUUUUUUGUUGGUUCUUUUUUUUAAAUUGUGAACAAAAUUCGGCGUUACCGUUGUUUGGUUUUUUAUACAAACACAAAAUAAUAUAUUGUAUAUCUCAAGCGUCUCAUAUCCAACAUGAAAAUGAGAAAAUUUAAUUACCUAGUAUGAUAACACAAACACACACACAAAAUUCAAAGAAAAAGAAUUGAUAUUGCAGCGCACUUUGUUGAACAAAUGCAAAAACGCAAUGUUUUUUUUUUUUGGGUUUGUUUUCGAAAGUGACAAGAAGAAAAAUGAUUAUAAAAACAAACAAAAUUAACAACAAAAUUGAGAAAAUAACUGAAAUUCGAGUAUAGAGUUUAACUUACAUAAAAUAAGGCAAAGAAAAUUGUGAAAUUUUCUGAAAAAUACAUCAUUUUAGGUGAUGAUAAUGAGAAGAGAAAAAAAAAUUGUAAAUA